Molecule: messenger RNA, 807 nt
Organism: Lathyrus sativus (Indian pea)
Lineage: Eukaryota; Viridiplantae; Streptophyta; Magnoliopsida; Fabales; Fabaceae
Source: the annotation of a GenBank genome assembly
AUGGAUUGUUGUGUGUGCACAACUAUGCCAUUAAUAUUAAGGCCUCCAAGAAAUACAAUAUGUGGAGCAUGCUAUGAAGGAGUUAGAAGCAUAAUCAACAUGAUGAACGGUCUUGAAAGUGAUAAAACAAAAGCAAUCACUAAUCAAAAUGAUUCUCCGGUUUCGCGGCGAAAUUCGAGUAAGACACUUGAUGAUUGCAUAAGAUUGUGUUCAGAACAAAUAGAAAAGUUUAAUCAACAAAAACAAGAUUUGGGUUUUCUCAGAGGCUUUCUUGCUGCAUUCAAAGAACAAAUUCAUACAGAUAUAUUGAUUAGUCCAGGCAAUCAUGGUCCAUCGAUUCCUGCACAUAAAUCUGUUUUGGCUGCAAGAUCAGAAAUUUUUAAGAACAUGCUAGAGAGUGAUGAAUGUAAAGCUGCACCAACUUGUAACACAAUAACUAUACCAGAUCUGAACCAUGAAGAACUAGAAUCUCUGUUAGAGUUUCUCUACAGUGGAACAUUGGCAUUGGAAAAAUUGGAGAAACAUGUGUAUGCUUUGUCACAAGCAGCUGAUAAGUAUAUUAUUCCACAUUUGUUGAAAUACUGUGAAAGAUUCUUGCUUAACUCAAUAAGCAGUUCUAAUGCGUUUGAGACGCUAGAGAUUGCUGAUACUUGUUCAAACCAAAAUUUGAAGGAGACAGCUUUUAAUUUCUUAGUUAAGAAUAUUGAGUUUAUGGUUUCUUCUCCUAAGUUUGAAGCUUUUGUGCAUAGGUGUCCACAUUUAACUGUGCAGCUAGUUACAAGGGCAUUUGUGAAUGGUUCCAAAUAA